AUGCCAGGCUCUCUUUCGCUCUCAAUUUUUCAUCUCGGACUCUUCAUCAGUCGCGUUCUGUGUGGCGGCGCAACGCAAGCUGUCUGGAAGGCCCUCAAUUCAACUGUAGGAGGUCGUUUGCAUAUUGGAGUCCCGUUUUCCCAAUCCUGCUUCACGCGGACGCCUUCGAACGCCGAACAUCCGUCUCAGUGUAGAGAGGUUCAGGCGUUGUACGAAGACCAGCUCUUCCGCUCGUCUCGUUUUGGUGGUUACCAGGUCACGCAAUGGGAGACCUGUCAAACUACUGGCGACGGAUGCUUGUUGGAUUGGACCAACACUAGCAACCCUGCCGCCUUUACCGCCCCAAGACAAUGCAUGCAAGGAAGUGUCCCCGACUACUACAUCGACGUGAGAGGCCCAGAGGAUAUCCAGGCUGCCUAUAGAUUUUCGAAGAAGACGAAGGUUCCGCUUGUGAUCAAGAAUUCAGGUCAUGACUACAUCGGACGAAGUGCAGGACCAGGGACUCUUGCCCUUUGGACACACAAUCUCAACACUAUCAAUUUGACCACGACUUUCGUCCCAGAUAGAUGUGCAGAUGAAUCACGAACUGCUGUCACAUUUGGCGCCGGCGUCCAGUUCCGCGCAGUCUACGACUUCGCUCGCGCCAACAACGUGACCAUCUUAGCCGGUGCUGAUCCAGCUGUCGGUGCAACCGGAGGCUGGUCAAUGGGAGCAGGUCAUGGUGUAUUAUCACCUGCCAUGGGUCUCGGAGUCGACCGUGUCCUCCAGUACAAGAUUGUCACGCCAGAUGGCAAGUUCAGGACUGUGAACAAAUGCCAGAAUCCCGAUCUCUUCUUCGCCCUGAGGGGUGGUGGGGGAGGAACGUUCGGCGUCGUGCUGGAAGGUACUUUCGUUGCAUCUCCGGCAGUAAUAAUGCAAGUCGUCCUCGGCACGUACGAGAAUACCCCUGAGAACACGAUCAGUCUCGUCAGGGCGUUAGGGAAGAACGCUACUCAAAUGGCCAGCGAUGGUUGGGGCGGGUACAUCGCUCCUCCUGCCUCAGGCGGUGUCUGGGCCAACCCUCUCCUGGAUGCAGAGUCUGCCCGGAAGUCUGCUGCUGGUGUCGCCUCUGCAUUCGAAUCAGUAGGCGGAGGCGUGUCGUUCUCUACGAUGCCCACCCACACCGACUUUUUCGAUACGUUCAUUGCGCCGAACACCAAUCCCGUUGGACGUCCACAAGUGCGAUCAAGCCGCCUGAUUCCUGACUAUCUCGUGGCGAAUGACGACGUGCUCAGUGCACUGAGCACGGCGAUGGUCUCAUCCGAUUUCUCCCAGAUUCUCGCCGUAACCCCCUAUGUGUUCGAGGACGUUGAUAAGAAGGGCACCUCGAUUAACCCGGCUUGGAGGACCGCAGUCUGGCAUGUGUUGUCGAUGAACGCGUGGAAUUUCAAUUCGACCCGCUCGGAACGCGAAAACGCGUAUGAAAGGCUGAAGACUUUCUGGACUCCUGUUCGUGAUUUGACGCCAGAUUCAGGUGCCUACUUAAACGAAGCCGACACCUAUGAGCCUGACUAUAAGACCUCUUUCUGGGGACCUCACCAUGCAAAACUGCUCGCUAUCAAAAACAAGUACGAUCCUCAUCAUUUACUUGAUUGUUGGCGCUGCGUCGGGUGGAAUGGGCCGUCCGAUCCGAGGUAUAAAUGCCACCUGCCUGCACCAUGA
Molecule: messenger RNA, 1701 nt
Organism: Cyclocybe aegerita
Lineage: Eukaryota; Fungi; Basidiomycota; Agaricomycetes; Agaricales; Hemipholiotaceae
Source: the annotation of a GenBank genome assembly